UAAAAAACAAGGAGCCUUUGACCCACAGAGAGAGAGAAAGUGACUCUGAAUAUGCUGCCUCACCUCCCAUGCUGGGAUUGUACCUCCCCGGGGUCGUGUUGAACUGGAUUUACUGUCUGAUAAACUGGAUUUUUUAAUCUGCUGCAGGAGCCUGGCAGCCAGAGAAGAAGAAGAAGAAGAAGAAGAAGAAGAAGCCAGGGUGUGUCUUGCGCGGACAUAAAAACAAACACACAUAUCUUUUAUGGUGGUGUGAAGGUGACUUGGUUCGUUUCUUCCGAGUGAAAGGACGGACAGAGAAAGUAGGCAGCACCAUGCAGGGGAACGGAGGAGUGUACGCAGUGAAGAGGAGGAGGAAGCCCGUCCAGAAAAAUGUGAAAACUCCACCGGUGAAGACCAAUCCGUCCAAACGCCACCGGGACCGUCUGAAUAUAGAGCUGGACCGACUGACCGGCAUGCUGCCUUUCUCCGAGGAGGUCAGAGGUCGCCUGGAUAAGCUGUCGGUGCUCCGGCUCAGUGUGGGAUACCUCAAGCUUCAGAGCUACUUUCACGCGGUGCUCCGGAAAAAUGUGAGGUCAGCUCCUCUCGUGCCUGCAAACGGCAGAAAUGGACAGACUGUAUCCCUGGAUGGAGUCGGUUUCUCAGAGGGAGAACUUCUGCUUCAGGCUCUGAACGGUUUCGUGCUGGUUGUGACGACUGAUGGCACGAUCUUCUACUCGUCGUCGACCAUCCAGGACUUCUUGGGCUUCCAUCAGUCGGAUGUCUUCCAUCAGAGUGUGUUUGAUCUCGUUCACGUGGAUGACAGAGAGACGUUCAAGUGUCAGCUCCACUUCGCCCUCAACCCCAGCAAAGCCGACGCAGACAUGAGAGCAGAGGGCGGACAGUCCAGCUCUCAGAACUUCUUGCCUCAGUACCUCCCUCCAGAGAACUCCUCUUUCCUGGAGAGAAGCUUCUGCUGCCGCGUUCGCUGCCUCCUGGACAACACCUCUGGAUUCCUGGCUCUAAACUUCAGUGGGCGUCUCAAGUACCUGCACUUCCAGGGAAAUGUCGGGCCCGAUGGGACUGUGGUGCAUCCUCAGCUCGCUCUGUUCGCCAUCGCCACACCUCUGCAGUCUCCCUCGGUCAUGGAGAUCCGCACCAAGACCUUCAUCUUCCAGACCAAACACAAAAUGGACUUUGCUCCUAUGAGCAUUGACACACGGGGGAAGCUGGUGUUGGGUUAUACGGAGGUAGAGUUGGUCACACCACGCUCUGGGUAUCAGUUCAUCCAUGCUGCUGACAUGAUGUACUGUGCUGACAACCACCUCAGGAUGAUGAAAACCGGAGACAGUGGCUUCACGAUCUUCAGGCUGCUGACUAAAACAGGACAGUGGCUGUGGGUUCAGGCCCAGGCUCGGGUAGUGUUCAAGAAAGGGAGACCAGACUUUAUCAUCGCUCGGCAGAAAGCCCUCACAAAUGAAGAAGGAGAGGAACAGAUGCGCCAGAGAAGACAGCAGCUCCCGUUCAACCUCGCCACCGGUGAAGGUGUCCUGUACGACGCUCCUCUGGACCCCCUCUCCAUCGCUAGUUCUCCUGACACCGGCACCUCCGAGCCCACAGCGGAGAAACCUCUGGACCCAGCCUCGAUCCUGGGAUCCCUUCACCGGCAGGACCCCUCUGUUUACACGCAGUCAGAGAAUCCCAGUCCUCAGCUCCCAUUCUUCUCCCAAACAGAGGACACUGAUUGUGAACAGCCCCAGCCGUCCCUGGAACAAGCCUUUCUGGACAGCCACGCUCUGCUCAGUGUGCCGGGUCAGAGCCAGACUUUGCAGAAGAGGUCCAGCACAGCAGACCUCGCAUCAGAGGCCAUGAUUGAAUCUUUGGAGCAGAUUUUGGGAGAUAUCGGGGACGGAGGGAUCGAGGGCCUUGAGGUGGAGGAGAGCGAGCUGAGGGAGUGGGAGAAAACCCUCAUCAGGAUGAAUAAAGAGAGGGAAGAUACAUCGAAUGAUCUGAAUCACAUCCUGGCUAAUGAUGUGUUCUCCUAUGUGGAGGAGGCUCUAAGGAGAGAGACUGGUGGACCUGCUGUCCAGGCUUCAGGUCAGACUGGGUGUCCUGUUUCUGGCAUGAUCAGCAGUUUAUCCAUUCAAGGUGAGCAUCCUGCGUUGUCAAAUAAUGAGCCACAGUGGCAGCCAGUGACGGACAUGGAAUCUUAUCAGAGUGGGUUUGCAGGAGAAGCUCGGUUGGGAAAUAUUCCUGGUGGUGUUGGUAGUUCGAACAGACUGAAAAGUGCUUCACAAGCUGCUGUUCAGGGAACGACAAGCCCACUAACACCCACUCAGUGUCGAAUCACUCAGCAGGGACACUCCUCUUGUCUGUGGCCUCCAAUCAGCAGCAAUCACCACUGUGGCAAUGAGAUGAUGUCAACACAGACACAUCUGUCAUGGCUUCCAUCCACACAAAACACUAACACUAUUCACAGCCGACUUCAAUCUGGCUUGGAGGCGAUGGACCAAAGUGAGCACUAUUCUCUAAACCACUCGGGUUCACAGCAGACCUCCGUGGAGCUGCAGCCUCAGGACCCCGCCGAGUGGCAACAACAACGGCAGCUGUCGCACAGUUUUCACCAUCGCACACUUUCACAUUCUUCACACACACCAGGCAGUGUGAACUCAACAGCUCACCCACGAACACAGCGAUUAUCCGGCAGCUGCAUGUAUGAAAAAAGAGAAGGUCACAUACCGAGCGCUGAGACUGUACUCAGCAGACCGACCGGGCCCCUCCUGGGACCCGCGUGCGCCAGAGGAGCCACACAUGUUGCAGGGACCACCACAAACUGUGCGGCCUUCACCCUGUCCCACCUCGGCAUCAACCACGGGAUGAUGACCAGUCCCAGCACAGAUGUGGGCAACAUCAGCAUGGGUCACCUGAGUGGACAUGACGCACACGUAGGGACGCAUCGACCGGAGCAUCGUGUUGAAAACGGAUCAUUACAGUCGUCAUUCUUCUGUUGGAACAGUGAAGCUCAGAUUCCCAAUGGUUCCCUGAACGGCGUUGUCGACCAGUUUGCCUUCCCCGUCAUUCCUGAUGGGACCAUCAACCUUUCCCAGAACACGGGGCUAUAGAGACAUCAGUGACUGAGAGAGAACUUCUGAGAUCAUUCCUUCACUGAGAGGAAGAGAUGAUUGCUGGGUCUGCUGUGGCUCACCAAUGAAUAUGGACCUUCUCAUUUCAAUCUAAGAAAACCUCUGCUGCACAACGGUCUUGUUCUCAUCAUGUAAGUGUCCCAUCGAAUAUUGACCUGAACAAUAAUUAGCUGUUUUACAUAAAUUUGGUAUGUAGCAGAAGUGUCCUGUCAGCAGAGAUGAAGCACGAACCAAUGUUUUUUUGAAUAAGUUAGUCUAUCAGAAGCAGAUCUGUCAUUGAGGUGCUGUGUCACCGUGUCAAACCCGGGGCACAACGAAAGGUGCCCCUGCAAAAUAGUGUCAGGCUGCAGGACUUGUUUUGGUGGAACAUGUGCAGGUGGGAAAGGCAGAACUGUACUUGAUUGGUUGAACUGAAUCUUCCAUCAAAACGAUACAGGCUGGAAGUGAGAGGGGCGGAAAAUGCCACCUGUUAAACUGAUGAGUCAAAAAAAGACUUUGGAGGAUGGAGGAUGAAAUCAUCUCAUCUCCAUCAUUUAUAAUUUCUUGUAUUUAGUCUGCCUGAAGAAAUGGAUCGUGCGCAAAUUACAAAUCAACAGAUGGUAUAAGAAAACUGAAACCGUUCUAACAGAGUCGUACAAAGAUGACCAUGAAAGGAAAAACUACAGCUCCCAUGAAAAUGAACUACAGAUGUGACAGAACUCACAGUAAACGCUACAUUUAUGAAUAACACCAGUUACUCACAAAGUGCAGCGCUGUGGCUCCAGAGUCCUGAGCACUUCUGCUGAAUUGUGAAAGUUUGCCUUUUAUAACAAGCCACUAAAACAGAAUAAAUAUGUAAUAAAGAAUUAUAUAAGCUAUGGUCCUUAUCAAAACAAAGUGUCUGAAGUCCUGGUUGCACUUUGGCGCUCUAGAAACCAGAGGAGAUUAAAAUCUAGUUCUUUGCUGCACUUUGCCUUCGGCACUUUGUCUCAUGGAACACAUGCAGUACUUAGUCCAGCUCUAUAUUGUGCUCAAGCUUUAGUUUUGUCCACCAGUUAUAAGAUGCUUUGGCCAAAUGAGUAAAAUGUUAUGUAAAUUAAAUCAUGAAUCCCCUUAUGUGGCUUUAAAAGCCAAGAAAAUGUUAUUUGCAUUAAUGUUGUGUGUUGUUUUUGCCCUCCAAAGAGAUAAUUUGGACUUUACUCAGCCAUGAAAUGAAAGAGUGCAAUGUAGAAAAACAAUCUUUACCAAAAGAUGACGCAGGUUUGUUGGGAACAACUGUAAUCGCUGAGAGUUACAGUUUUAUGUAGACUCGUAUUAUCUGGCAAUUAAAAAAAAAACGAUUAUUUAGUUUUGUAUGUAACACACAAAACACACACGAUGCUGUGUGAAAAUAUUGUGGAAGUCAUUUCACAAGAUAAUUUCUUGUCACUUCCCUGAAUCCUGUUGUUAAGGUUUUAAUAAGACCACCCACUGAGCAAUAACAGGUUUACGACACUAUAACCUAGUUGUAAGCAGGUGUAAGGACAUUUAGAAGUGUUUAUGAACUAAGGCAUUUGUCAGCAUCAAUAAUAAUCCAAUGUUUAAAGAGAUGUAGACAUUAAUAAUACUAUUAAACAGAUACUUUGUUUUUGAUAAGAAAGUGAAAAUAGCUAUAAUCAUAUUAGAUGAUAUAUAUGACUCCACAGAUGAGCACAUUUUUCAGUGCUUUUUUAUUGGUCGACUGAUUCUGGAUUUUUGAGGCAACUCCUGAAAACAAUAUUAGAGAUUUUUUAACAAACCUGAUAAGAACCUGAUAUAUUUAUUCAGUAUCCAGUCACAGCUGCGUCACAGGCGGAGUUAUAAAAGCUGUAAAAAUGUCUUAGCUACAUAAAAAGAUGUAUUAUAGUGUAUUAUAAACAUGUACAAAAUAUUGGGGACGUCAAAAUAAAGUGUUAUCUUAGAAAAACACUUUAUUUAACCCGCAGUGUAGUCUUCAUAAGCAGCCUAUAUGCACCAGAUUAUACACUAUACACUCAAAAAUACAUUCAAAUAUUUUUGUUGUAAUUAUUGAUAGAAUUAUAAAUAUAUAAUUAAUUUAAACAUAUUAACAGGCAUGCCAGCUUGUUGAGCUGCAUAGUUCAUUCUCAACCUUUAACCAAGAAAAUGGAAUAAAAAAAAUAAAAAAGCAGAACUCAAAGUCCACUUGAGCUUUCAGUCGGAUCUCAACGCUUUCAACAGGAGAUGGAGUUUGCUCAGUUAUCAAAGAGCGUAAGGAAAAGUAUUUUUAAAUAAAUGAAUGAAACAGUUAAUAAAUAUUGAUAGAAAAUAUGAGGACAUAUUUUAUAAUAUACAAAUACCACUGUGUUAUACCAUAUUUUAACCAGUUACAGAUGCUUCACACAAAUACAAAUGAAGCAGCUACAUUGUUUUGUCUUAUAAAGCAUUUAUUCUUUUUUUUUUUUACAAAUGCCAGAUACUGAAAGAAAGAAGUGAUUGUCCCAGACAGCCUGUUAGACUUUAUACUUUAUGUUGGAUUCUUGGCACUUUUCUAAUGUUUUCAUCUGGCAUUUUUAUUUUGGAGACAUGGGAGAGAGACGGCAGAUCGAGUGCAAACUGUGAACAGAUUUAAAUUAGGCAGCGUGACUCAGAACUGUAAAAAGCUAUUGUAUAAUUUCACCUAAAAAAUCCUGUAUCAGCUGUAUCAACAUGGAAAUGUGGUUUUGUUUUGUCAAGUCAUAUUGAUAAAGUAAAUAUGCACCUGAAUACAUUUUGUUGUACUUGUAGAAGAUUAUUAUUGCCAUAUUAUUCUGUGUCUGGAUAAUAAACGGUAAUGUAACACUCUGUAUUCUUUGUGUGCAAAAUAUAACCACUGGGGACAAGUGUAAUUUAUUUUUGCCAUUAAAGAAUUGUAACCCCUC
Messenger RNA from Limanda limanda (common dab), 5995 nucleotides. RefSeq names its product aryl hydrocarbon receptor-like. The coding region runs from base 312 to 3098 and encodes 928 amino acids. Gene Ontology annotation, cellular component: nucleus; aryl hydrocarbon receptor complex. The transcript is spliced from 11 exons. NCBI's taxonomy places the organism in Eukaryota, Metazoa, Chordata, Actinopteri, Pleuronectiformes, Pleuronectidae. Gene Ontology annotation, biological process: regulation of transcription by RNA polymerase II. Gene Ontology annotation, molecular function: transcription cis-regulatory region binding; nuclear receptor activity; protein dimerization activity. The record is from RefSeq and is a predicted model, not a curated record.